This is a messenger RNA of Glycine soja, 888 nucleotides long. RefSeq lists its product as uncharacterized. The transcript has a single exon. The record is from RefSeq and is a predicted model, not a curated record. Gene Ontology annotation, biological process: DNA integration. The coding region runs from base 1 to 888 and encodes 295 amino acids. NCBI's taxonomy places the organism in Eukaryota, Viridiplantae, Streptophyta, Magnoliopsida, Fabales, Fabaceae. Gene Ontology annotation, molecular function: nucleic acid binding.
AUGGGGGGCAUCUCAAAAAGGAAUGAAAUGCCUCGCAGAAUAUUACGGAGGUUGAGGUAUUUGACUGCUAGGGGAUUGACUUUGUGGGCCCAUUCCCUUCGUCCUUUGGAAAUGAAUACCAUUCUAGUGGUUGUAGAUUAUGUGUCUAAAUGGGUUGAAGCAGUGGCCACCCCACAUAAUGAUGCUAAGAUAGUAGUGAAGUUUCUAAAGAAGAACAUUUUCUCACGAUUUGGGGUGCCCAUAAUUUUAAUCAGCGAUGGAGGCACACACUUCUGCAAUAAUCAGCUACAGAAGGUGUUGAAGCAAUAUAGUGUAACACACAAGGUAGCAUCACCCUAUCACCCUCAGACUAAUGGUCAAGCGGAAGUGUCAAACAGGGAAUUGAAGAAGAUUUUAGAGAAGACAAUGGCUUCUACUAGAAAGGAUCGGUUGCUCAAACUGGAUGAUGCUUUAUGGGCAUAUAGAACUGCAUUUAAGACUCCGAUAGGCUUAUCCCCAUUUCAAAUGGUGUAUGGCAAGUCUUGUCACUUACCAGUGGAAAUGGAGCAUAAAGCAUAUUGGGCCUUAAAAUUUUUGAACUUUGAUGAAGCUGCAUCUAGAGAGCAAAGAAGGCUGCAACUAUUGGAGUUGGAAGAGAUGAGAUUAACUGCAUAUGAAUCUUCAAAGCUGUACAAAGAGAGGGUUAAAAAGUAUCAUGAUAAAAAGCUGCUCAAGAAGGAUUUUCAGCCAAGUCAACAAGUGCUGCUUUCAAUUCAAGGCUUAAAUUGUUUCCUGGGAAGUUCAAAUCUAAAUGGUCCAGACCAUUUACCAUUAAGAAAGUCCGACCAUAUGGAGCAGUGGAGCUUUAUGACCCUCAAGCUAAAGAUCCCGACAGAGCAUUGGUGGUGA